UGCUACAGAGCCGGGCGGACGCGCGGGCCUUGCGCUGCUGGAGCGGACGGCCACGGAGGACACUAGGGCCGACGGAGAGCUUGGCCUCUCGACCGCGCGCCUCGGAGGCGCCAGCCCCUCCCCAGUGGCGCUCGGCGGCCGCCACCCCGAGACUCGCCGUGAGUCAGGCCUAAGUCGCCGCGCCGCGGGCGUCCGGGCCGCUCGGAGCCGUCGGGUCGGGCCGGGCCGUGUCGGGACGAGCCCCGGGCAGGUGCAGCCCCAGGGCCCCGGCUGACCAGCCACCCUCCCGCGGACCGCGGGCUGAGGUCGGCGGACUCUCCGGAACCCCGCGGCCGGACCGGGUCCCGCCCCGCCCUCCCUGGAGACCCCGCGCCCAGUCGGCUGGCGCGGGAGGGAGCGCGGGGCCGGCAAACUUUGCUUUCCAUUGUGGUUUCUAAGCGUGGCGUGCGAAGAAUCCGUGUGCGGAGGAAAAAUGUCCUUCUUCAAUUUCCGUAAGAUCUUCAAGUUGGGUAGCGAGAAGAAGAAGAAGCAGUACGAGCACGUUAAGAGGGACCUGAACCCCGAGGAGUUUUGGGAGAUUAUUGGAGAACUGGGCGACGGAGCGUUCGGGAAAGUGUACAAGGCUCAAAACAAGGAGACCAAUGUUUUAGCUGCUGCAAAGGUGAUUGACACCAAGUCUGAGGAAGAGCUUGAAGAUUACAUGGUUGAGAUUGAUAUAUUAGCAUCUUGUGAUCACCCGAACAUAGUCAAGCUUCUAGAUGCUUUCUAUUAUGAGAACAACCUCUGGAUCCUCAUUGAAUUUUGUGCAGGUGGAGCAGUAGAUGCUGUGAUGCUUGAACUGGAGAGACCUUUAACUGAGUCCCAAAUACAAGUAGUUUGCAAGCAGACUUUAGAGGCACUGAAUUAUUUACAUGAUAAUAAAAUCAUCCACAGAGACCUCAAAGCUGGCAACAUUCUCUUUACCUUAGAUGGAGAUAUUAAGUUGGCCGAUUUUGGAGUAUCAGCUAAAAACACGAGGACAAUUCAGAGAAGGGAUUCCUUUAUUGGCACACCAUAUUGGAUGGCCCCUGAGGUGGUCAUGUGUGAGACAUCAAAGGACAGACCGUAUGACUACAAAGCUGACGUAUGGUCCCUGGGCAUCACUUUAAUAGAAAUGGCUGAGAUAGAACCACCGCAUCAUGAGUUAAAUCCAAUGCGAGUGCUGCUAAAAAUAGCAAAAUCCGAGCCCCCGACGCUAGCACAGCCGUCUAGAUGGUCUUCAAAUUUUAAGGAUUUUCUAAAGAAAUGCUUAGAAAAGAAUGUGGAUGCCAGGUGGACCACAUCUCAACUACUACAGCAUCCCUUUGUGACUAUUGAUUCCAACAAACCAAUCCGAGAGCUGAUUGCAGAGGCAAAGGCUGAAGUAACCGAAGAAGUUGAAGAUGGCAAAGAGGAAGAUGAUGACGAGGAAAUAGAAAAUUCUCUGCCGAUACCUACAAAUAAGCGUGCCUCCUCUGACCUUAGUAUUGCCAGCUCUGAGGAAGAUAAACUUUCACAAAAUGCUUGUAUUUUGGAAUCUGUCUCAGAAAAAACAGAACACAAUGCUUCUGGAGAUAAAUUUAGCACCAAAGUGCUUAAUGAAAAGCCUUGCCCUGGUGAACCUGAGAAUGCUGUGGAGCUUGUUGGUGGAGCUGUGGCUGUGCUCCCUGACAGAGCUACAGAGCUCCCGGAAAGUGGAAGAGAGGAAAAGCGGCCCAAGCUCGAUCGCCUGCCUGACACAGAAGACCAGGAAAUGGCAGACAUUAAUUCAGUCAGUGAAGGAGAAGAGGAUCAUGCAGUCACUUCAGAAACAAAUAUUGAACAUAAUUUGAAACCUGAGAAAGAAAGAGAUCAGGAAAAGCAACCAGUACUUGAAAAUAAACUUGUAAAAUCUGAAGACACCACUAUUCAGACCGUGGAUUUAGUAUCUCAGGAGACUGGAGAAAAAGAGGUGGAUAUUCAUAUACUUGACAGUGAAGUUGUACAUGCAGUGGAAGACACACAUGAAAAACUGAGAAAGGAUGAUACAACUCAGAAAGACGUGAUCAGUGAUACAAGCAGUGUGGGAGAAAGAGAUGAAGAAAUAGGUGCUGUGCCGAAAACAGCUGAGAGCAGCGCUGAGGGUGCUCAGGGUGAUGGUGGGAAAGAAACGGAUGAAGGAGCCCAGAUAUUAAUAAGUAAGGCCACAGAGGGUCCCAAGGCUAGUGGCACUGAAGAGGCUCCUCCCGUUACAGAAAUCACAGAGACUAAUGACACGGAUCAAAAACUCGUGGAAAAUACACAUGAGAAACAAUUACCCAUCAGUUCAGAGACCACACUGGACACCAGCGAGGGACUGGGGGCGAGUGAAGGUCGGGAAGUUACCGAGUCAGGUAGCACUGAGGAAGUGGAAGUAGAAGGUGCUGUGAGUGAGACUGAUGAAGAGGACGUGCAGAGUGAAACUCGAGGUGCUCCCAUGGCUGUUACUCAGAUGGAUACAGAGAAGAACGAAACCCCGCAUGAAGCGCCAGCCCAAGUGGAAGUUCAGGUUCCUGUCCCUCCGCAGCCCAGUGAGCCUCCGCCUGCUCCAAUUCCCAGUAUUAAUAUCAACUCAGAAGCUGCAGAAAAUAAAGGAGAAAUGGGCGCUUCAUUAAACACUGAAACCAUCCUGCUGCCAGAAUCUGAGAGUCAAAAGGAAAAUGAUACUGAUUCAGGCACUGGUUCCACUGCUGAUAAUAGCAGCAUUGACUUGAAUUUAUCUAUCUCUAGCUUCCUAAGUAAAACUAAAGACAAUGGGUCAAUAUCUUUACAAGAAACAAGAAGACAGAAGAAAACAUUGAAGAAAACACGCAAAUUUAUUGUCGAUGGUGUAGAAGUGAGUGUCACGACGUCAAAGAUAGUUACAGACAGUGAUUCUAAAACUGAAGAGUUGAGGUUUCUAAGGCGUCAGGAACUUCGAGAAUUAAGAUUUCUUCAAAAAGAAGAGCAAAGAGCCCAACAACAGCUCAACGGCAAACUACAGCAACAACGAGAACAAAUUUUCCGGCGCUUUGAGCAAGAAAUGAUGAGUAAAAAGCGACAAUAUGACCAAGAAAUUGAGAAUCUAGAAAAGCAGCAGAAACAGACUAUUGAACGACUAGAACAAGAGCACACAAAUCGCUUGCGAGAUGAAGCCAAGCGCAUUAAAGGAGAACAAGAAAAAGAACUGUCCAAAUUUCAGAAUAUAUUAAAGAAUCGGAAGAAAGAGGAACAAGAUUUUGUUCAGAAGCAACAACAAGAAUUAGAUGGCUCCCUUAAAAAGAUCAUCCAACAACAGAAGGCAGAAUUGGCCAACAUUGAGAGGGAGUGCCUGAAUAACAAACAGCAGCUCAUGAGAGCUCGAGAAGCUGCAAUUUGGGAGCUUGAAGAAAGACACUUACAAGAAAAGCACCAGCUACUCAAACAGCAACUCAAGGACCAGUACUUCAUGCAACGGCAUCAGCUACUUAAGCGCCACGAGAAGGAAACAGAACAAAUGCAGCGUUAUAAUCAGCGUCUCAUUGAGGAACUGAAAAACCGACAAACUCAGGAAAGAGCGAGACUGCCCAAGAUUCAGCGCAGUGAAGCCAAGACGCGAAUGGCCAUGUUUAAGAAAAGUUUGAGAAUCAACUCAACAGCCACACCAGAUCAGGAUCGUGACAAAAUUAAACAGUUCUCUGCACAAGAGGAAAAGAGGCAGAAAAAUGAGAGAAUGGCGCAGCAUCAGAAACAUGAGAAUCAGAUGCGGGACCUGCAGCUGCAGUGUGAAGCCAAUGUCCGGGAGCUGCAUCAGUUACAGAAUGAAAAAUGCCACCUGUUGGUUGAGCAUGAGACUCAGAAACUCAAGGAGUUAGAUGAGGAACACAGCCAAGAAUUAAAGGAAUGGAGAGAAAAACUGAGGCCUCGGAAGAAGACACUAGAAGAAGAGUUUGCCCGGAAACUACAGGAACAAGAAGUGUUCUUUAAAAUGACUGGAGAGUCAGAAUGCCUUAACCCUUCCACACAGAGCCGGAUUUCCAAAUUCUAUCCUAUUCCUAGCUUGCAUUCCACUGGAUCCUAAUGGUGGAAAUACUCUGUUGGGUUCAGCGUUUUAAAUAUGUCAUUUUGUUCUCUUCAUCUUCUGCCACAGUCCAUAUCAAAUAGCUCACAAAGACAAUCACCUCACCCACCUUCUAGGUGGCUUUUUGUUUUGUUUUAAGAAAAAAUAAAGGGAAGAUAAACUAAGACAGAUGCCAGGCCAUGUUGGCAGAGUAGCAUCUUGCAGUAAUUCCCUAAGGUGAUUUUGUAUAUUAACCUUGAAAUUGUAUUCUUUAGACACUGUUACUGAAAAACUGUUAGAGAAAUAAUGUUUAAAGUUAUUUUAAAAAAUCUUGUUACAUCACUAAGUAUUAAUACCUUUUUACCUGACCUACCUUUUCAAUGAUGCCUAAAUUCUCUAGCUGGAACUUUGCUGUAAAGAAUUGGAAUAUUUUAGUAUAUCAGCACUCAUAAAAAAGCUAUGAGUUGCUCAAAAUAUGCUAUUGACUCAGUAAAUAAAAAUAUUUUAUCACUUAAUAGGAACAAACUCUUUAAAAAAAAAGAGGAAAAUUACUUCAGUAAUUUGUUUUACACAUUGCCUGAUUAGGCAGGCACUAAUAAUUGAGGUGCUGGUUUUAUUAAGAUAGUGCCUAAGUAGAUACGAAAUUUCAGUCACAUCCAAAGUAGGAUUUUCUUUUCAGUCACCAGGGACAAAACACCCUCAGCAUUAAACAUUACUGUUUUUAAAAAGUCUUGCUCCUGCUACCAUUUUCAUCCUAAAAUAAAUGCUGUACAAAGUUUGGGAUGAUGGGGAAAAAAGGUAUUUUAAAAUGUUCAAAAUGGAGAUGGGAAACUCAGUACAUUAGAAGCAAUAUAGAUUCAGCUGUCCUAGUUUAUUUUCUGAAAUAACACUUUGAGUAAAUGACUUCUGCAUCUUAGUAAAUUCUGUUCAUUUAAAGCUCUCAGAGGUCUAUAGAGUGAGUUAUAAAUAUAUUUUCUGAAAUUAAUCUCAGAAACAUUUAUUCCAAAUAGUUUUUUUAAAGAAAAGAUUUAAAUAUUUUAGCCACACAUCAUAAAUGACUUUUUGUUUUGAAAUGAAGAUACAUUUUAUUUUUAUUUUGUUCCUUGUUUAAAUUAUUCACUUUGAUUUGAGUGGGAAAAGCUUGAAACCUUUAUCAUAUGGUUGCUGAUAAAAAUAAUCAUUCAUGAAAUGUUCGCUCCUGGUCCCUUCGGAGCUUAGAAUGGGAACAGGAGUCAGGUAAGCAGUGUUAUAGACAGAGCUCUGGCGGGAGGCCGCCGGUCUGUGGUGGAGCCCAUCACCCGCUGCCUGCUGUCUGCAGUCUGUCCUCUUAGGAGUGCUGGGUACCAAAUUGUGAGUUUUUAGUUAUACUACUUUUGAGGCUGUUGAAAAAUGUAAAGGUAAUGUAAGACACUGAUUCAUAUUAAGAAAAUGUAAAUAAAUGCCUGUAGCACUUUCUUGCAGUUAAUUUGAAAACUUUGGAUGCUGACAUUUAUUUUGUCAGUGAUUUAGAUGAUUUAAAAAUGCAUGUGUAACUUUAAUUUUGUAAUUAUUUUGACAAGCAGAAUUUACUUGGAAAACUUUGUAGGUAGCCUUAACUUCUGGCCAGGUUUGUUUUUUUUAUAUAAAUAAAAAAAUAUAUAUAUAUACACACACACAUUAUGUAUGGUUGUAAAUUCAUACACUUCCCACAUAAUUGUGUAACUGUGUUACUGUCGACAAAACUCUUAAUGCUUUAUUCUCAACUGCUGGGUUGAAAACUGAAAGCCUUUUAAAAUAUGUAUCUUUAUAAAGUAAUAUUCAGGACGAUGAUGGAAACUGUUUAUAUUGUUAUGAUAAAAAGACAGUGUAAUGUUACCCAGUGUAUUUAAUGACUUAUGUGAAGAAGGAGAUGGGAGAAACACUCUUGUACCACUUUAUUGUUUGAAAUUUUUAGUUUAUUAGCUUUUUAAAAAUGAGUAUUUCAGCCAGUGGACAUUUUUUUUCGGUCAUUUAAAUAAUUUUGGAUGUAAUGUGAUCUGAUGAUUUGGUUUUUUCUGUUCCUUUCCAUUUAACAUGCAGAACAGUAAAUCCAGGAGAGGCUCAGAGCAGAGCUGUUUGCACACUGGUAAGUUUAUCAGCAGCUCUCAGGUCUCUGUCACCCUGCCCUGUGGAUUCUCUGUUCAUGCUUGAGUUCUUUUUGAAGAACUGUGUUCGUGUGAGUGCAAGACUACACAGGGAUUCAUAUGGAGAGUGGAAACUUUCCCAAUACUUCAGGUUGUAAAAUCUAUCCAAAGUGUCUUGUAGAAUACACUGUUUUGCCCCAUCUGCCUGCUUUUCCUAAGGCUAUAUAGCAAAUAGAUAAUAGUGACCUUCAUUUCUUGCAUGAGUAGAGGUGGGGGUGGACUGUGCACAGGCUUCUUUGAAGUGUACGCGUACUGUCAGUUCCAUUCCAGGUUAGGUUCUGUUGCUGCGGUGGCAGAAUGUGCCAUGAAGUACGUGAAAGGAAUUAUUUGUAUGUGUACCCCAAACAGCCCCUGCCCUCUGCCCAGCGUGCUGUGGACAUACCAGACCUCCACGCUUGUGUAGGCCCUGCUCCCAGAGCCCGGCACCCAGCUGCCUUCCCUGGUCCUGUCCGUCCAAAGCUGUGGAGUUACGAGCGAGCUCCGUCCCAGGCGGAGUCACGUGAAGUUCUUACCCUUUCGUAGUGCAGGCUGUGGGUGGGUGAGGGGGAAUUCAGAGUGCUUUUACUUUGCUGAGAAUAUUGGACCCUUCCUGUGCCAGGACACAGCAAAUUAUAGUUAAUAUAAACCAGAACCAAAGCUACCUCUAAGUAGUGUUUCCUCAAGCACAAAGCUCUCAGGCGUAUGUAGCCCUCUUUAAUGAGGGUCUCUGAUUUCUUGAGCAUCAUCAAGUUUAGAAGUGACUGGUUUUGUACUCUCCAUCCCCUUUCCACACUUUCCUUUUCUGGACUGUGCUUACGCGACUCUUCUGAGCAGCAGGACACAGUGAAACUAGUUAGAGAUACUGCGGAUUAAAGAAAACCUAGAACGACAGGGGAAGGAGAGUUCUGGUUCUAACAGUCACCCAAUGAAGUAAAUUAUGCUUUUCUGGGAAAUGCUGUUUUGUAGGAAAUGGGAUGAUAUUUUAAAUGUUUUCUUACAUCAAAAGCAUAAGAGUUGACGCCUUAAUGUUGCUCUUCUGUGGCUAACAGGGUUUCAGUGAUAUUCUCCUGUUCUGCCUUGAAACUUGGAAUAGCAAAUUUUACCUAAUAGUUUAAAUGUUGGCUGCAGCUUUUUGUGAUCCUUCGCAGUGUGAUAAGCUCACAAGCUAAACUUGCGGACAGAAUUUUGUUUCAGAUUAUGCUUCUUGUCUGUUUGGGAUCAAUACUGUCUUUUCAGUUAUGGAAUUGACAAAAAUAAAGUUAUUUCUUAAUCUA
This is a messenger RNA of Cavia porcellus (domestic guinea pig), 7469 nucleotides long. RefSeq names its product STE20 like kinase (gene Slk). Gene Ontology annotation, biological process: protein phosphorylation. The transcript has 18 exons. The record is from RefSeq and is a predicted model, not a curated record. Gene Ontology annotation, molecular function: protein serine/threonine kinase activity; ATP binding; protein binding. The coding region runs from base 473 to 4075 and encodes 1200 amino acids. NCBI's taxonomy places the organism in Eukaryota, Metazoa, Chordata, Mammalia, Rodentia, Caviidae.